UGUGCCUGUCUGUGCCACGAAAGCAUUUUUAUCUAACGAACCAAUUAUUCUUGGGGCAUAACCCAUCACCAACUAACCAAUAUUCUUAUAAUUCAGAAUUACUACAUUCGAAUUUGUUAAUCGCACGUGAUUUUCGAUUACGUACGUUAAGCAGUUUAAUAAACAUUCUUCUUGUAUUUCCUUUUUGUGAAGUGCUUAAACACGAAAUUUUUGAUAAAUCAAUUUAUGUUUAUGCAAUCCAAGGAUUUGUAUAGGAAUUGUGAAAAUAGUGUUCCUUGACUUUACAAAACUUUUAUACUAAUACACUGGUUUACAAUGGUUGCCCACACUGUACUUUUGGAUUUCACCGUUCCAUCAAAUGUAAUAGCGGAUGUAGAGAAAUGUUCCAAUCUAAAAUUAGCAAUUGCUAAUGUUCUGAGGGAACACUUCAAUGGUCUGAAACCAUUAACUGAAUCAAACAUUGAUGGAAGUCUUCUGGUACUCUAUACUGGUCCUAAAGGUAGUUUGAUUACCGUACGAGGAUAUACAGAAGGCUUGGUCACUCUUAACAUAGAGUAUUAUAAAAGAGACGAUGAGGAAGCACUCUUGAACUUUGAGUUGACCAGAGAAUUGGAGACAGCGUUGCAGGCGGCAGCAGCCUCUACGCGUUCGCACAUGCUUACACCAAUUAAACGCGGUGGACCUUUUGACAGAUACUUUCCUACCGCCGAUGACAGACUGCUUGAAUAUGAUAUAGAUAAAUUGGUCUUUGAGGCACGCUCUCCUUAUCAAAAAGUGCAAAUCGUGCAUUCAAAGUCACUAGGGAACUUAUUGGUUCUCGAUGAAUUGCAGAAUAUAUCUGAAGCAGACCUUAUAUAUACAGAAACAUUGAUGCAGCGUGGAAAGGAGAAUUAUACAGGAAAGGAGAUAGUUAUUUUAGGAGGAGGGGAUGGUGGUUUACUCUGGGAACUGCUCAAGGAAAAACCAAAAUUCGUUACAAUGCUAGAAAUUGAUGAUAUUGUUAUAAAAGCUUGCAGUCAACAUAUGAGAACCAUAUGCGGAGAUUGUCUAGAUAAAAGAAAGGCAGAGAACUAUGAAAUUAUCGUUGGAGAUUGUGCAAAAACUUUAGCACACAUGAUAGAAGAAGGUCGACAGUUCGACUACGUCUUUGGUGACCUCACUGACAUACCGAUCAGUACUACUCCGCAUGGUGAUGCAUGGGACUUUAUGAGACUUAUUCUAAAUUCCUCAAUGAAAGUUUUGAAGCCUACUGGGAAAUAUAUGACUCAUGGCAAUGGAGCAUCCUGUCCAGAAUCGCUAGAAAUGUACGAGCAAGUCCUCUCACAACUUUGUCGACCAGUAACAUUUACUAAAAAUAGCGCUUUUAUACCCUCUUUCUUCGAGGAUUGGGUCUUCUACCAAGUAUCGUUAAAAUGAUGGAUUAAAUGUACAACCUUGAGGUUCCAGGGAAGGCAUGCUCACAACCCAUUUCCUCCCUUAUGACCCAUAUUCAACCCUAGUCGCAGAUGUUUUGCUAACAAGUCGGUAUCUAAAAGAAAAGAUCCCGAUGCUGGACAUAAAAUUCCGAUUGACACUACUACGCUGGCGUCUGUACAUAUAAAAGGUGGUGGUUAUUUGUCCUUAUUUAAUUGUUUAGUAACUAAUAAACUAUACAAAGGUG
This is a messenger RNA of Hylaeus anthracinus, 1660 nucleotides long. It is a transcript of the gene Sms, whose product is annotated as spermine synthase. The record is from RefSeq and is a predicted model, not a curated record. NCBI's taxonomy places the organism in Eukaryota, Metazoa, Arthropoda, Insecta, Hymenoptera, Colletidae. Gene Ontology annotation, biological process: spermine biosynthetic process. The coding region runs from base 316 to 1416 and encodes 366 amino acids. The transcript has 10 exons. Gene Ontology annotation, molecular function: spermine synthase activity.